Messenger RNA from Strigops habroptila (Kakapo), 1931 nucleotides. RefSeq names its product ribonuclease H2 subunit B (gene RNASEH2B). Gene Ontology annotation, cellular component: nucleoplasm; ribonuclease H2 complex. NCBI's taxonomy places the organism in Eukaryota, Metazoa, Chordata, Aves, Psittaciformes, Psittacidae. The record is from RefSeq and is a predicted model, not a curated record. Gene Ontology annotation, biological process: ribonucleotide metabolic process; RNA catabolic process. The transcript has 9 exons. The coding region runs from base 526 to 1305 and encodes 259 amino acids.
CACCGAUGGACCCCUUAUUUCUGCUGCUUUACUACCUCAUAAAGGCAGACAAGGAGGAUGGCCCAGCAGAAGUAAUUGCACGAGGAAUAGUUCAGCUCAUUCUCUAGGCACUCUGCUCUCUUCAAAUUCAGCAUCCCUUUGAAAGCUUUAUACCAAACCUAAAUUAGGGACACAGUAAAUCUCCUCUGUCUACGUGGUAGAGUGUUGAGGUAGCCUGAAUAAAAGACAACUACUGCUGCUAUUUCCCUGCCUGGGAAGCAUCAUGUACCGCCCUUUGCUUUCUUGGUACAUUGUUUUCUAGGUUUCUGGUUUUCUAGGCCAAGCAUGGUGCCAGAUAAAUGCCAUAGAGCUGUUCUGGGUCCUAAAUCAGGGCAAAUGCAUUCCUGCAGUGCCCUGCCUAAGUUAGCCUAUUCUUUAGUAAAGGGAAGUCUUGAGGAUUGUGUUCCAGAUACUUCAUGCAAGGCCAGCUUGAAUGCAGCACAGUCACUUGGCUUGAACUAAUGGGUGUCGAAGUACCCACUGGGUAUGUUAGGAUCAUCGUUUGCACCAUUCGUUGGUUUUGAUAGUGUGGUGAAGGGUUGCUUAAUGUGUCUUCUGAGCAGAGCCGUCUCCUAUCCAGCAGGCUUUCUUGGCUUAGUAUCUCUUCUACUGCACAGUGUAAAUGUGGCUGUCUUGUUUUGGGACACAAACAGGUUUGUGCAGCAACAAGGAAAGUUUCAGCCACUCGAUCAAGUUGUGCUAGACUCAGACUAUCCUAACUGCCCGUUGCUGCUGAAGUGUGCAGAUGUUAAACAGUACAUACACCAUAUAACAGAAGUAAAAGAGAUUGGCAGCCAGAAAUUCCACAAAUACAGCCAAGAGAAGACACUGAAGUGGUUAAAGAAAAAGGUCAAUCAAACAGUGAAAGCACUUAAAAGCAACAAUAUAACUGUAGGCGAAAGGGUAUAUGCAGCUACAUUUAUCAGCAGUAAACAGAUCACAGAUACUGAAGAAGACUAUGUACGCUAUGCCCAUGGGUUAAUAUCAGAAUAUAUUCCUGAAGAUCUGAGUAAGGAGUUGUUAAAAUACUUAGGGCUCCCAGAACUUAAAAGCCCAGCAGCAGAGCCACCAUUGAAGAAAAGGAAAUUAUCAGAUGGCCCUGUGGAAGCAGAAGAAGACUAUACUAAGUUUAACAGCAGCAAUCUGAAAACCAAAAAGGCAAACAGCAAGAUGUCUGCAGCGCAGAAGGCUUUGGCCAAAGUUGAUAAGACUGGAAUGAAAUCAAUUUCUGCUUUCUUCAGCUCCAAACCUAAAGCAUCAAAAUAAAGGCUUGUUCUUGAAUGAGUUUUAUACAGUAGUUAUUUUUAUGUUAAGCUAAAGAUGUCUCCUGGGGUUUUUUGUUAGUAUAUUAUGUGCAGGACAUGUCUGUGUACAUGGUGGAGUUUGUGAGUGAGCGCGGGACAGAGCUGUUAUGCCUCAGCUGGGCAAGGAGGUACCAUGCAGAUAUUCCAGCCUGGGUCAGGAAGACAGCCUUGUUGCAUUAGCAACAUGGUCCUAUGAACCAAGAAGCAAGGUUAAACCAUACUGUACUGCUGCUUGUUCUAGAGCAAGCUCAAUCAAGGCUACCACAGGGUUUUCUCCAUUGCACUCCAUUCCAGGCUGGAAGCAUGCCCUUGUUUGAGUUUUUAAGGAGUUUUUUUCAUUCAUAAGGAGCAUUAUUUUUUGAGAGUUUAUGGAGAUUUUUACCCAGUGUAACACCAGAGUAGGAUGUCAUCAUUAGGUUUUUAUGUUGACCCAAAUCUAAGUGCUGAUGUAAGUGUUGUCAUUGGUGGCAAUUUAUCGAGGCAAAGACAGUGUCUGUAUUGGGAUUUGGGUUGGUUUGAAUAUGCUAGAAACAAAUUGCAAUAAAUGUCAAUGGACAUGUAAUGCAAUAAAGUGCUUUGUGUAACAAA